Messenger RNA from Rotaria sp. Silwood1, 1038 nucleotides. NCBI's taxonomy places the organism in Eukaryota, Metazoa, Rotifera, Eurotatoria, Philodinida, Philodinidae. The record is from the annotation of a GenBank genome assembly.
AUGGCUGCUCGUUUUAUAUGGUAUUGGAAAGCGAAUUCGCAUCCAUGGUCAACAUCAGAAACAGCCAAGUGGGAUACGUAUUCAGACAUUGAAAAUGAAAUUAUAGAAGAUGCUUACGCGAAAAAACUUGAGACAGUUGAGUUAGAUGAUUAUAUUAUUGACUUGAAAAACAAUAUUCAGAAAAGCAAAACCGACGAGAUGAACCAACGACCAAUAAAACGCAUGCAAGAUAAUGUUUAUGGAUCGGAGUUACUUCGACGCGACCGAUUUUUUCUGCCACCUCAGCCAGCAGAUAUUCCAUCGUUUCUAUCUCAUAGCGCCCCUAUGGGUUACUAUUCGAAAUUUCUCGAAUGUUGGAAAAAGGAUGUUGAUCAUAAAGUGUAUAAGAUGAAUCUCGCAACUAACGAGUUUGAAAAUGCACUGCAAAUCGCUGUUGAUGCUGCAACGGGCAUCAUUGAAGAAGGAACAAAAUUGGGAAAACGAUGUGAAGCUAUAUGGAUUGCCGAUAGCCUCAAAAGUAUGAAAGAGAAAUCAAAAGCUGAAAUUUGUAAACAUUGCGCUUGGCUUUAUACGAGGGAAUGCUUCCUGUACAAACUUUUGAAUAAAUGUUUAAGAGAAAGUGAUCUAAGCAAACUCAGAACACUUGGCCCAUUUUCUUAUCUCUUGGAUCAAUAUCUCAAAUCAGAAAGUGAAAGUCGUUAUAAACAUCGAGGACUCAAUGGUACAGUCUAUAGAGGUGCCGAUCUAACGCCUGAUAUGAUCAAAUGUUAUGAGCACAACAAGUCGAAUUUUGGUCAUUGGCCUGCAUUUACAUCAACAACGAAAAAUCGUUCGAAGGCAGAAGCAUUUGGAAACGUACUGUUUAUCAUUGAUUUGUCUAAUAUGCCAGUGGCGGCCGACGUGUCAUCUAUCUCGGCAUAUACGGAUGAAGAAGAAGUUUUACUAUCAGUUAGAACAUCUUUCUUUAUAAGAAAUGUUGAAAAGACUACUAAUGGCAAGACAUUAAUAGAUUUACUUUGCGUGAUUAGUGAGAGUUAA